AUGGCGACCAAGGCAGAGCUCCCGCCGGACAACGAGUGGACGGUGUUCUACCCCAUAUACAUUAAUGCCAAGCGGAGCCUCAAGCAGGGCCGGCGUGUGGCCGUGGCCGACGCGUGCGACAACCCCACCAUGACCGAGGUCGAGACCAUCUGCCGAGUCAACCUCAAGCUCCCCACAAAGGCCGAGCCCGAGGCCAUGUACUCGCGGGACUACCUCGAGAAGGGCCGUGUCCGCGUCGCUAUCAAGACCAAGGAGGGCAAGCUGCUCAACGACGAAAUCCCGUCGCGUAUGGCGCUCUGGCGCGCCGUCGGUCGCAUCGUGCCUACCAUUGCCAAGCGAGGCAAGGCGCCGGGCAACGGGGGUAAGAAGGGCAAGAAGAACAAGAAGAAGAACAAGAAGAAGAAGUAA
This is a messenger RNA of Thecamonas trahens ATCC 50062, 408 nucleotides long. Its product is annotated as signal recognition particle protein. The transcript has a single exon. Gene Ontology annotation, molecular function: 7S RNA binding. Gene Ontology annotation, biological process: SRP-dependent cotranslational protein targeting to membrane; SRP-dependent cotranslational protein targeting to membrane, signal sequence recognition. NCBI's taxonomy places the organism in Eukaryota, Apusomonadida, Apusomonadidae. The record is from RefSeq and is a predicted model, not a curated record. The coding region runs from base 1 to 408 and encodes 135 amino acids. Gene Ontology annotation, cellular component: signal recognition particle, endoplasmic reticulum targeting.